Messenger RNA from Sipha flava (yellow sugarcane aphid), 2631 nucleotides. Its product is annotated as lymphocyte-specific helicase-like. Gene Ontology annotation, biological process: negative regulation of gene expression via chromosomal CpG island methylation; pericentric heterochromatin formation; DNA methylation-dependent constitutive heterochromatin formation. Gene Ontology annotation, cellular component: pericentric heterochromatin; nucleus. Lineage: Eukaryota; Metazoa; Arthropoda; Insecta; Hemiptera; Aphididae. The coding region runs from base 421 to 2583 and encodes 720 amino acids. The transcript is spliced from 16 exons. The record is from RefSeq and is a predicted model, not a curated record. Gene Ontology annotation, molecular function: chromatin binding; ATP binding; ATP-dependent chromatin remodeler activity.
UCUUUCGGUUUCCCUCCAAUUUUCUGAGAUAACCAAACUGAUGUUCGUUUUAUUUGUCCACUAUUAUAGUAUAGUCACAGAUUAAAUGAAAAUAAUUUUCAUAUAAUCUGUGGUAUCGUUAAUUUGAAAUUUCGAAUUAUUUCUCCCAACCCGUAUCCAUAUGGUUGGCAAUUGACGUUAGACAUCCGAUGAAUUUCGCGUUUUGUUCCCUUACAGAAUCGCGUAUCAGUGGCUAACAAAUACGGCCCGUAGCGUGUUACUAAUUGACAAUCUUCUUAAAAACCUAUAAUUUUUCUACUCUCAUCGAAGAUUCAACUGGAUUUGUGGCUGAUAUAGUUUGAAAUUGCCACAAAUUAGUCAUUCGUUUGUGACUGCCUAAACUGAAAACCUGGAAUAUCGGAGUAUAAUAAAAAUUGCAACAUGAACCAAGAAAAUAUUUUGAGCAACAUUUCUUAUUCAAAUAGUCAAAAUGAUAUAAAUAAUGAAGAUUGUUUUUUCCCAAAAGAAAUAUUAUUAGAAGAACAGCGUUUAAAAGAAGAACAUACAGAAGAAGAUGAAAAGACUGUGAUAAAUGAUUUGAAUGAAAAACAAAGGAAGGAAAGAUUUCAAAAUUUGCUUACACUUUUAGAAAAUAGUACAAAAUUAACCAAUGUUUUUGAAACCAGAUUAAAAAAAUGUAAACUUCAAAUUAUCAAGAAAGAACAAGAAAAAGCUAAUAAAAUGAAAGGAAAAAUACCAAGUAAAACAAUGAAUUCUCUUAAAAUUGAAAAUGGUAACGAAGAAGAUAAUUACUUAAGUUUAUUUCAACAACCAAAAUUAUUUAAAGGACAUCUUAAGAACCAUCAGAUUGAAGGUCUUUUAUGGAUAAGAACUUUGUUUGAAAAUGGUUUAAACGGAAUUUUAGCUGAUGAAAUGGGACUUGGAAAAACUAUACAAACCAUAGCUUUUUACUGUUUUCUUAUAGAAAUGGGAAUUGGUGGACCAUUUCUUGUAGUUGCACCUCUCUCUACUGUUCCCAACUGGUUGUUGGAAUUUUCUAAAUUUUCUCCUGAAAUACCUACAUUACUAUAUCAUGGUCCAGAAAAAGAACGUUUUAAAUUACGAUCUAAAUUUAAAGAAACUUCUAAAGUAAAAAAUUUUAACUGUUAUCCAGUUAUUAUAACUACUUACGAAGUUCUUCGUUUUGAUAUAAACUUUUUAAAAAGUAUCAAAUGGAUGUAUAUAACAAUUGAUGAAGGACAAAAGUUGAAAAACAUUAAUGCUAUAAUUUCCAACUGUAUGCGCAAACUUGAUUGUUCCAAUAAACUCUUACUUACUGGAACACCCAUUCAAAAUGAUAUGUCUGAAUUAUGGUCAUUAUUAAAUUUAUUGAUGCCAAAAAUAUUCAGUAAAUUAGAAGAUUUCAAUUCUUGGUUUUUAGUUGAAGAUUUUUUUGGCUCCAAUGAUGAAAUUGCUAAUUUGGCUAAAAAAGAUGAAAUUUUGAAUAUCAUAUUAAAGAUACUAAAGCCAUUUAUUUUAAGACGGGAAAAAAUAGAAACAGAUUUAAACUUGCCACCAAAGAAAGAAGUUCUUAUUUAUGCUCCCCUCACAGAAGUACAACAACAUUUAUAUAAAGCAACAUUAAAUAAACAAUUAGAUAUACUUCUGAAGAAGGAAGAGGAAUCCGACAUAAUACAAGGAAAGCCUAAACGAAGAUGUGUUGAAUGUAUUGAAAAAUAUACAGAUCUUUUUGCUAUUAAAUCAGUACAAAAGCCAGAGGUUGAAACUGAAAAAACUGCCAUCACAUUAGCUAUGACUGAACCUAUGAUUCAAUUAAAGAAAAUUGCUAAUCAUCCAUAUCUUGUUCAUAUGCCCUUAAUUCCAGGAACAAAUAAUAUUCUUGUUGAUGAAAAUAUUGUUAAAGUUAGUGGAAAAUUUCAAGUUUUGGAUGCUAUGUUAACAAAAUUAAAAACCCUUGGUCAUAAGGUGCUUCUAUUUUCUACAAUGGUUCAAAUAUUAGAUGUAAUUCAUGAAUUUUUGAUCUUGCGUAACUAUAAAUUUACCAGAUUAGAUGGUACAAUGAAUAUUCUACCUAGAGUGAAUGCAAUAAAUACAUUCAACAAUGAUCCAGAUUAUUUUUUAAUGAUAAUUUCCACACGUGCUGGUGGGCUUGGCUUAAAUUUAACUGCUGCAGAUACUGUUAUAAUAUUUGAUAGUGAUUGGAAUCCACAAUCUGAUCUACAAGCCCAAGAUAGGUGUCAUAGAAUGGGACAAUAUAAACCAGUUGUUGUGUACCGUUUUUGUACUAAAAACACAAUUGAUGAAAACAUAAUAGCACGUGCUGGUGCAAAGAGAAAAUUGGAAAAAAUAAUUAUUGGAAGUGGUACAUUCAAUAGAACUUCAAAAUUAACUAUAUCAGGAAUUGAAGAACUAAUUCAAUUAUUAGAAUCAUCUGAUUAUAAUAACAAAAUACAUUCAAAUGGAUUUAUUUUUACUGAUGAAGAAUUAGAUGCUAUUUUAGACAGAUCUGAUAUGUUUGAAUCGGCACCAAAAAUAAUUGCUGCUCAAUCUUCUAACCAUUUUAAAGUUUUAAAUUCCUCCUAAAGGUCUAAUUAAUUAUAAGUUAUUUAAUGUUUAUAGUUUCACAGUAUU